Megalops cyprinoides (Indo-Pacific tarpon) is the source of this 4434-nucleotide messenger RNA. RefSeq names its product cut-like homeobox 1a (gene cux1a). The transcript is spliced from 24 exons. Lineage: Eukaryota; Metazoa; Chordata; Actinopteri; Elopiformes; Megalopidae. Gene Ontology annotation, biological process: regulation of DNA-templated transcription. Bases 25 to 4434 code for a protein of 1469 amino acids. Gene Ontology annotation, molecular function: DNA-binding transcription factor activity, RNA polymerase II-specific; DNA binding. The record is from RefSeq and is a predicted model, not a curated record.
CACUCCGUCUCAAUAUGUCUCAAGAUGGCGGCCAAUGCGGGAUCGAUGUUUCAAUAUUGGAAGCGCUUUGAUUUACAGCAGCUGCAGAGAGAACUGGACGCCACCGCCACAGCACUGGCCAACCGGCAGGAUGAGAGCGAGCAGUCCCGGAAAAAGCUCAUCGACCAGAGCCGCGAGUUCAAGAAAAACACACCAGAGGAUCUGCGCAAGCAGGUAGCUCCACUGCUGAAAGGCUUCCAAGCAGAGAUUGACGCCUUGAGUAAAAGAAGCAAAGAGUCAGAGGCUGCCUUCUUGAACGUAUACAAGAGAUUAAUCGAUGUCCCAGACCCAGCACCAGCCCUGGAGGUGGCACAGCAGCUGCAGGUGAAGGUGCAGAGGAUGCACGACAUCGAGACGGAGAACCAGAAGCUCCGGGAGACGCUGGAGGAGUACAACAAGGAGUUCGCCGAGGUCAAGAACCACGAGGUCACAAUCAAAGCACUUAAGGAGAAGAUUCGGGAGUAUGAGGAGUCCCUGAAGAACCAGGCGGAGAACCUGGCCCAGGAGAAGGAGCAGCUGCUUCACAAUGACUAUGCAGAGAAGGAGAGGAAGCUGCAGGAGACGCAGGAGUCGCUGGCCUCCAAGCUCGAGGAGGCCGACCGCAAGGUCCAAUCCCUACAGACAGCACUUGAAGCAACUCAGGCAGAGCUUUUUGAUCUGAAGACCAAGUAUGACGGAGAGUCCACAGCAAAGGCCGAUGAGAUUGAGAUGGUGAUGACCAACCUGGAGAGGGCCAAUCAGAGGGCGGAGGUGGCGGAGAGGGAGGCGGAGACCCUGCGGGAGCAGCUGACGUCCGCCAACAAGUCGCUGCAGCUGGCCACGCAGAUCCAGAAGGCCCCCGACAUGGAGCAGGCCCUGGAGGUCCUGUCGCGCUCCAGCCUGGAGGUGGAGCUGAGCGCCAAGGAGCGGGAGAUCGUGCAGCUGGUGGAGGACGUGCAGAGGCUCCAGGCGAGCCUGAGCAAACUGCGGGAGAACUCGGCCAGCCAGAUCACCCAACUGGAGCAGCAGCUCAGCUCCAAGAACUCCACCCUCAAGCAACUGGAGGAGAAACUGCAGGAACAGGCUGACUAUGAAGAGGUCAAGAAGGAACUGAAUAUCCUCAAGUCCAUGGAGUUCGGGCCAUCUGACGGUUCUACGGCACAGGACUCUUCGAAGCCCCUGGAGGUGCUGCUGCUGGAGAAGAGCCGAGCCCUGCAGUCAGAGAGCGCCUCCCUGCGCCUCGCCAACAGCGAGCUGAGCGGGGCAGCCGGUCGGAAGGGGAAGGAGGCCGCGGCGGAGAGCCAGCAGCGUCUUCCUGCCACAGCCAACGCCGCCGCCCUGCAGGGCUCCCCUCCCCCUGCCCCCUCCCAGCUGCUCCUGCGGGCGGGGUCGGGCGCUGCUGCGGGUGGGGUGGAGCCCGCCUCCAGCGCCAACGGCACACACCAGUUCUCGCCCACGGGCAUCGGGCAGGACUACUUCAGCCCCGGCAUGGCCGGCACGGGCGGCGCGUACCCCCUCGCCGGCAAGGUGGCGCUCAACUCCCUGCUCCAGCGGCAGCUCAUGCAGACCUUCUACUCCAAAGCCCUACAGGACUCCCCUGGCGGGGCCAUGCUCUUCGCCCCGGGCCACUACGCCGCCAACUCCCUGUCCGCCAGCCCGCUGCCCCAGUCGCAGCACCAGCCCGCCGGCAGCCCCGACGUCAACGGCAUGGCGCCCUCCCCCAGCCAGUCGGAGGGCGCCGGCAGCGCCUCGGAGGGCGAGGACAUGGACACGGCCGAGAUCGCCCGGCAGGUCAAGGAGCAGCUCAUCAAGCACAACAUCGGCCAGCGCAUCUUCGGCCACUACGUGCUGGGCCUGUCGCAGGGCUCGGUCAGCGAGAUCCUGGCCCGGCCCAAGCCCUGGAACAAGCUGACCAUCCGCGGCAAGGAGCCCUUCCACAAGAUGCGGCAGUUCCUGUCCGACGAGCAGAACAUCCUGGCGCUGCGGAGCAUCCAGGGGCGCCAGCGAGAGAACCCAGGCCAGAACCUGAACAGAGUGUUUCAGGAGGUUCCGAAGCGAAGAACCGGCUCGGACGGCACCUCGCGGCCAGGUAACAUCACCACCAGGAUCCGCACUCCAGAGAGCGGCUCCGACGAAGCCAUCAAGUCCAUUCUGGAGCAGGCCAAACGGGAGCUGCAGGUUCAGAAAGCCGCUGAACCCUCCCAGCCCCCUCCCUCCUCCAGCGGGGGCGGGGGUGUCGGCGGCGGCGGCAGCUCGGACGACGCCAUCCGCUCGAUCCUGGAGCAGGCGCGGCGCGAGAUGGAGGCCCAGCAGGCGGCGCUGGAGCCCAUCCUGAAGGCCUCCUCCAUGUCGCAGGCCGACCUCUCCCUGCUGUCCCCCAAGCUGCUCAGCUCCUCCCCCAUGACCGCCAUCCCCGCCUACUCCCCGCUGGCCCUGUCCCUGAAGAAGCCGCCACUCUCCUCGUCCUCCUCCUCGCUCUCCCCGCUCCUCGACUUCCACUCCGCCGGGGUCAAGAAGGAGAGCGGCGAGUCGCCCCUCUCCGAGGGCGCGGCCGAGGGGGGCCACAAGCAUGGCCGAAACGCCGACGGGCCCCGGGGAGGGAGCUCCUGGAGGGACCAGUGGUGGAGCACCAUGCACUCGCACCCGGACCGGCGCUCCGUCUCCACGGCGAUGGCCGAGGAGAGCCGCAGCCAGGAGGACACUAAGGAGAAGCCUCCCCGGCUCGCCAGCUCCCUGGCCGGCCCCUCCUCCUCCGCCUCCACCUCCUCCCUGGACUACUGGAAGGAGUGGCCGAGCGCCGAGUCUCCCUAUUCGCAGGGCUCGGAGCUGAGCCUGCAGGCCCCCAGCGGCAGCGAGACCCCCCAGAGCAGCCCCCUGCCCUCCUCGCCGCUGCUGCCGCUGGCUAAGCCCGCCAAGCCCGCGGUGGCCCCGCUCACGCCCGAACAGUACGAGGUCUACAUGUACCAGGAGGUGGACACCGUCGAGCUCACGCAGCAGGUCAAGGACAAGCUGGCCAAGAACGGCAUCUGCCAGCGCAUCUUCGGCGAAAAGGUGCUGGGUCUGUCUCAGGGGAGCGUGAGCGAUAUGCUGUCCCGGCCGAAGCCCUGGAGCAAGCUGACCCAGAAGGGCCGGGAGCCUUUCAUUCGCAUGCAACUGUGGCUGAACGGAGAGCUGGGCCAGAAUGUGCUGCCCCUCCAGGGCCAGCCGCAAGAGAACACUCCCAAGACCUCGGCCAGCUGCAGCCCCGCCCCCGAGUCGCCCCUGAGCUCUGCCGAGGAGUCGGUGAAGAGCCUGGGGGAGUCGACCGCCCAGCCCCCCGCCCCGGAGCCCAGCGACCCCUCCGAGUCCCAGCCGAGCACGCCCCUGCCUGUCCCGGGACACUCCGGCCUCAGCAUUCAAGAGAUGGUGGCCAUGUCCCCCGAGCUGGACACCUACGUCAUCACCAAGAAGGUCAAGGAGGUGCUGACCGACAACAACCUGGGGCAGCGGCUGUUUGGGGAGACCAUCCUGGGCCUGACGCAGGGCUCGGUGUCUGACCUGCUGGCCCGGCCCAAGCCCUGGCACAAGCUCAGCCUGAAGGGGAGGGAGCCCUUCGUGCGCAUGCAGCUGUGGCUCAGUGACCCCCGAAACGUGGACAAGCUCAUGGACAUGAAGAGGAUGGAGAAGAAGGCCUACAUGAAGCGUCGCCACAGCUCGGUGAGCGAGAGCCAGCCGGUGGAGAGUGGCCUGCCGGGGGGAGACUUCAGCCAGGGCAGCAGCCCCCAGCACCAGCAGCACCAUCUGAAGAAGCCCCGCGUGGUCCUGGCCCCCGAGGAGAAGGAGGCCCUCAAACGCGCCUACCAGCAGAAGCCCUACCCCUCUCCCAAAACCAUUGAGGAGCUGGCCAACCAGCUCAAUCUUAAAACCAGCACUGUCAUCAACUGGUUCCACAAUUACAGGUCCAGAAUCCGCCGCGAGCUGUUCAUCGAGGAGAUCCAGGCAGCUGCAGGAGAGGGGGGUUCCCCCGCGGCGCGGGUGGCCAAGGCGGGCGAGGGGGACAGCUGCGACGGCACAGAGUCAGACGGGACGAUGGAGGGUCGUCCGGGCGGGGGCAUGGGGCCGGAGGAGUACGGGGGCAUCUCGGAGACCGAGGGCGCCGACCAAAAGGAGGCCAAGGAGGACGGGGGCACAGGGACGCCGGCCCGCUCGCCAGCCCCGCAGGAUGCCGCCACCUUGGCGACCAGUGCGGCGGGCACCAGCGGCCACCAGGGCGGCGCCAUCAGCAGCUUGUUCACUUUCCCUGAGGCGGCGCCUGCCGCCUCCAAGAACCCCAGGGACAGCAGCCUGCGCAAGAAGAAAGCCGCCAACCUCAACAACAUCAUCCACCGCCUGGAGAAGGCCGCCAGCCGUGAGGAGCCGUCCGAGUGGGAGUUCUGA